This is a messenger RNA of Arabidopsis arenosa, 521 nucleotides long. The record is from the annotation of a GenBank genome assembly. Lineage: Eukaryota; Viridiplantae; Streptophyta; Magnoliopsida; Brassicales; Brassicaceae.
GAGACUAGGGUGUCGUAGAGCCAUGGCUGGUGUCCAGACUCUCGAAUUGGAGAUCCAAGUGAACAUGACUGCCGAGAGAUUCUUCAAGACUUUCAAGAAGAAAGAAGGAAAUUUCACGGACAAGACAGAAGCAGUUUCUGUUCAUCGUGACGAUCCCACAUCCAACUCCUCUAUUCAGAUCUGGAAUUUCAUCAUUGAUGGAAAGAUGGAGCAGAUCAAAGAGAAGAUAGAGGUAGAUGAAGAGAACAGGUCGGUGUCUUUCUUAGCUCUUGAAGGAGAUGUGUUGAAGCAAUAUAAGAGCUAUAAGAUAACACUUGACGUUGUUCCUAAAGAUGAUCAAGUUUGUAUUGCCAAGUGGACAUGGGAAUACGAGAAGCUAAACGACGACGUUCCUCCCCCUACCAGAUACACUGCGUUCGUUGCAGAUUAUACACGCGACCUCGAGACUAGAUUGUUGUCUGAAUCAUGAUCAUAUCAUUAAUGUCUGUGAGUUUCUUGUUAUAUAAAUCAGAUCUUGUUCU